AUGAGGCAAGAACGGACACGAGUUCUUCACCUGGGGGGAGCUGCUCAGCCCCAGCGCCCCGAACCCCGGGGCCACGCCGCCGCCCCGGGCUCGGCGCUGCUGCCCGCUCGUCCGCUGCUGUCGCUCGGGCUGCUGCAGCUGAUCCUGGGCUGCUGCAUGGUGGCGCUGAGCUUCGGGGCGCUGUCGCUGAGCAGCUCCCCCCAGGUGAAGAACUCGUGUCCGUUCUGGGCCGGCUCCUCGGUGAUACUCUCUGGAAUCAUAGGAUUAACAACUUGGAAACGGCCUAUGAUACUCCUGGUGAAUCUCUUUGUGCUGCUUUCUGUGGUGUGUGUCCUCUUAAAUCUAGCUGGAUUUAUCCUCGGCUGCCAGGGGGCCCAGUUUGUGUCCAGCGUGCCCAGGUGUGAUCUGGUGGACUUAGGCGAAGGAAAGAUUUGCUUCUGUUGUGAAGAAUUCCAGCCAGCCAAAUGCACGGACAAAGAAAAUGCCUUGAAACUCUUUCCGGUUCAGUCUUGUAGUGCUGUUCACCUUCUACUUAAGAAGGUUCUUUUCGCCCUGUGUGCCUUGAACGCCCUGACCACCACCGUCUGCUUGGCAGCAGCUGCCCUUCGCUACCUCCAGAUAUUUGCAGCCAGAAGACCCUGCCUCGACGAAUCCCAGAUUUCUGCCGAAGAAGUGGAAGAACACGGACGGAUCCCAGACCCUGAUGACUUCGUGCCGCCAGUGCCCCCCCCCUCCUAUUUCGCCACAUUUUACUCGUGCACGCCCCGGAUGAACCGCAGGAUGGUCGGUCCUGAUGUUAUUCCCCUCCCACAUAUCUACGGAGCACGAAUCAAAGGUGUGGAAGUGUUCUGUCCCCUGGACCCCCCACCUCCCUAUGAAGCUGUGGUGAGCCAGACGGACCAGGAGCAGGGACCUUCAUUCCACAUGCUAGAAGGAUUAGAAGGUGCCACGAGCCCCUUGGAACCGAUCUGCAUACCACUGACUCAAGGUGAGGACAUUCCUAACGCACCCAGAGAAGAAAGCACAUCUAUCUCAACUCCCGAUGCAAACCAGCUACCUCCCACGGGAAGCCGGAGAGUCUUCCCAGCCCUGAGGACAAGAUCGAGGAGUGACCCUGUGCUCCAUCAUUCCGCAGAGAGAGCUGUCCCCGUGCUCAGCUGUGAAGCUGCAACGCAGACCGAGGGAAGACCAGACCUGGCCACGGUGACCUUGAGGAGAGGUCUGAGGAGCAGAGCUUCGCGAUGCCGGCCUCGGUCCCUGAUAGAUUACAAGUCCUACAUGGACACCAAGCUGCUGGUGGCGAGGUUCCUGGAGCAGUCGUCCUGCAGUAUGACCCCAGACAUCCACGAGCUUGUGGAGAACAUUAAAUCCGUUCUCAAGUCCGAUGAGGAGCACAUGGAGGAGGCCAUCACCAGUGCCAGUUUCCUAGAACAGAUAAUGGCCCCGUCGCAGCCCAGCACUUCCCGGACCCACGUGCCGCCCUCGCGGAGACAGCCUGGCUUCCUGCACCUGCGGAGCUGCGGGGACCUGAGCACCUUCAUCCCGGCGGGGAGGCCGCGAGCCGAGAGGAGGCCCCAGCGAGCAGAGGCUGAGCGGCCCCACAGCCUCAUCGGCGUCAUCCGGGAGACCGUUCUGUGAACCUGUGGGGUUCGGCCUGAGGGGAGUGGGCAGGAAGGAAGAUGCACCCCGAAGGCAGAAUGAUCCCUCCUGACCUUGGAGUGCCCUGGCCCGGAGUGGGCGUGCCCCCUGGGCAGCCCUCAGAAGGGGCGCAGGCACUCUGGAGGACAUUUGUUCUCACUCCCCAGCUCCUCUUCUGCUCACUGAGGACAUUCAGCGGUGGGCAAGCGGGUUCUUCCAGGCCCAUUUGGCUUUCGGGGGCACUGAUCUGGAGGCCGUGCAGGCAGCCUCCCUCCAGCCUCGGCCAGGUCACGUGGGCAGAAACCUGGCUGACGAUUCUUCGCCCACCUCCCCCGCCGGGGCUCUCCUGCUCCUCGAGUUCCUCCCUCCGUGGAAGGACAGAGCUGCUGGGCCUGCUGUGUAGAGCUCCCGCAGCCUUUCGCUGCUCCACGAGGGAGCAGGAUGAUUAACCCCGAUGUUCUGCACUUGUCAAGCUUCGUUUUACGUCACCCCCAAAUCACAGUGUCUUUAGGAAAAGCGGGAAACUCGUUCAGUGACGAAUGGUAAUGAAAGGCGUUUAGGGAGAGGUUCGUGUUGAUUGCAUUUAUUCGUGCUUGCAAAACUAGUGAUGGCUAAGGCCCAGUGGAGAAUAAA
This is a messenger RNA of Neomonachus schauinslandi (Hawaiian monk seal), 2271 nucleotides long. RefSeq names its product family with sequence similarity 189 member A2 (gene ENTREP1). Gene Ontology annotation, cellular component: membrane. The transcript is spliced from 12 exons. The record is from RefSeq and is a predicted model, not a curated record. NCBI's taxonomy places the organism in Eukaryota, Metazoa, Chordata, Mammalia, Carnivora, Phocidae. The coding region runs from base 1 to 1638 and encodes 545 amino acids.